Molecule: messenger RNA, 1210 nt
Organism: Gossypium raimondii (Peruvian cotton)
Lineage: Eukaryota; Viridiplantae; Streptophyta; Magnoliopsida; Malvales; Malvaceae
Product: UDP-glycosyltransferase 71K1
Source: RefSeq, a predicted model, not a curated record
AAUUUCAUAAAUAGGAAAAUGCAAAAGCAAAGAGAGUACAACUCGGUUUUGCUUUCCUUUUGUUGUCUUGACAUUAUAGUCAUAAAUAUAAAUGUCUCAACUCUCAAACACAACAUAAGAGUAAGAAACAAGGAUCCAGCAAAGCUAAGAGUCAAGAGAUGAAGAAAGUAGAGCUCAUAUUCGUUCCAGCGCCAGCAACGGGGCACUUGGCCUCAACUGUUGAAUUCCCGAAGCGCCUGCUCUGUCGCCAUUAUCGAAUUCGGGUUACUAUUCUUUCCAUGAAGUGGUUUCCAAGUGCUUCUUUGGAUGCAUACAAAUCGCUCACUGCAUUGCAGCCUGAUGGAAUCCAACUCAUUGAACUCCCUCAGGUUGAUCUUCCCUCAUUAGAUCCUAAGAAGUCAAUCGAAAGUUUCCUUGAUGUAUUCGUACAGUGCUACAUCCCUCCUGUUAGAAAUGCUGUGAGGGACAUUGUUUCAAUGAGAUGUAGCUUGGGUGAAACCCGAGUUGCAGGAUUAGUUCUUGAUCUCUUUUGUUCACCCAUGAUUGAUAUUGCAACUGAUUUUGGUCUUCCUUCUUAUCUAUCCUCGUUCGGUCUCAUGUGGCAUCUACCAACCCGACAUACCCUGAAGAGCUCCGAAUUUGAACGUUCAGAUCCUGAACAUUUGAUCCCAGGAUUUGUCAAUCCUGUCCCCACACGUGCUCUUCCAUCAGCUGCAUUUUGCAAGGAUGGAGGUUACACUACAUAUGUCAAAGUUGCUGAAAGGUUCAAGGAUGCCAAAGGUAUCAUAAUCAAUAUUGAAAAUGUCACACCUAAUGAUACCCGCAGCACAAAUAGUCCAUAUGGCGCAAAAACACGCGGACCUUGGCCUCUGUAUGCUGAACAACAGCUCAAUGCAUUCAAGAUGGUGAAGGAAUUAGGGUUAGCAGUGGAGACGAGGUUGAACUAUAGGAAAGACAGUGAUGAAGUGGUGAUGAUAGAUGAGAUAGAGAAAGCUGUGGGGAUGGUAAUGGAUGGUGGAAGUGAAGUGAGAAAGAAAGUGAAGGAAAUGUCAGAGAUUGCAAGGAAGAGUGUUAUGGAAGGUGGAUCUUCAUUCAAUUCUAUUGGAAAACUGAUAGAGGACAUGAUAGGCAACAACUGAUAUGGAAUCAUAGCUGUUGUCAUUGUACUAUUAAUUUAUUUCACUACAUUUGAGAUUAUAAUGAUAUAUAU